Messenger RNA from Purpureocillium takamizusanense, 1192 nucleotides. RefSeq lists its product as uncharacterized. The coding region runs from base 56 to 853 and encodes 265 amino acids. The record is from RefSeq and is a predicted model, not a curated record. The transcript has a single exon. Gene Ontology annotation, cellular component: zeta DNA polymerase complex. NCBI's taxonomy places the organism in Eukaryota, Fungi, Ascomycota, Sordariomycetes, Hypocreales, Ophiocordycipitaceae.
GUUCCCUAUCACUGCUAUCGGAGGCGACAACAAAUAGCGCUGCGCCCUAUCCGGCAUGUCCACCUCGGCCGCCGCCGCCGCCGCCGGCCCCGCGCCGCCCCCCGACGACUCGGACGACGCCCCCAUCUCCCUCCCCCCCCCACAGACCUCCGCGCUCCUCUCCUCCUUCGCCGCCUUCCUCACCAUCGCCCUGCACACGCUCCUCCGCCACCGCCGCCUCUACCCACCCGAAACCUUCCUCCUCGCCACCGCUUACAACCUCCCCGCCUACCAGUCGAGGCACCCGGACGUCUGCGCCUGGGUCCGCGACGCCGUCGCCGCCGUCUUGCCCCAGCUCCGCCGCGGCGCCGUCCGCACCGUCGCCCUCGUCGUGCACCACCCCGACGACCUCGCCGUCGCCGAGCGCUGGGUCUUUGACCUCUCGGGCUUUCCGCGCGAGGACCUCGACGACCAGGGCCGUGGUGCUGAUGGUGGUGGUGGUGGUGCCGUCGGGGGAGGAGGAGGAGGGGGUUGGAACAGGAAGGGCAGGGGUGGUGUCGGCGCGGCCGCGGCGGAGGAGCGGAGGAGGAGGAGGAUGGUGAUGUUGUAUCGCGGCAUGGGUGGCGAUGAUGAUGAUGACGGUGCCGUCAACUGGACGGACGUCAACGAGGCCUUCAGGGGUGCCUUGCGAAGGAUAGCCUACGCGGCGGAGACGAACCCCCCGCCUCCCGAAGGCAGCACUUUUACUCUCGCCAUCGAGCUGCACGACGAGGCUCCUGCCCCGAUCGAGGUUUGUCAAUUCAAAUCCCCCCUCCUUAGGUUCCGUAUCCCUUCCAUCAGGGCCACCGAGGCAACAGUAGCUCACGCGCAAUAAACAGCAUCCCCAGCUCUGGAUUCCCUCGCAGCCUGACCUUCAGCCCCCCACACUGAGUAACCCCUUCACAGGGUCUGCUCUUGGCGGCGCCUCCACCACGCCCAUCCGCGCCGUCCAGGCAGGUCCACUCUUCUUCGAGUGCCGGUACGAACAGGGCAAAGAGAAGAAGCCGACAUCAACGCAGGACAGCGAUGCUGUAGAAGACGAUUCGCAGUUCUCAAUGUAUCGCUGAAAGAGCUAUGGAUGACGAGGUAAGAAGCCUAGUAGGGAGAGUGCACCAUUUCGUAGCAUAGCGUGGCGUAUGGGUACUGUAGUCUGUACUUGCGACUCGAUUCCAAG